GGGGGGGGGGGGNGGAGGAGGGGAAGGAGUUUUAGACAUACCUGGGAGGAUUCAGUAGUGUGAAUUUGGGGUGAGAAACUUUUUGGUUGUGGAAUGAUAGGAAAGAGUUAUUUGUUGGGAUGACGAGCGAAUGAGGCGAAGAAAUAAGCAUUUGGUUCCGAAAAGAUCGCAGGUUCAAUGUAUAGUGGGGCCCGCUUCCUCGCAACUAGUACACUGCGCUGAGCUGGACCCCAUACUAAAUGUCAACCUCUCUUGCGGCAGCUCUCGGAGGUGCUGCAGGAGGUGUGGCAUUGGUCGGGAUAGCGGCAAUCCUCAUAUGGUAUUGCUUAUUCCGUCGAAGGAAUUCUUCGAGGACUUCAGAAUCCAACUCAUCCGAGCCAUCUCUACAAGUUGAAGGUGGUAGUGAAUUGGCUUUAAGAGGAGGUGUCUCUUACCCUUUGGAGUUGCAAGGAGCGCGAUGUCUUACCCUCCAGGAACUAAAUGCGGCUACAAAGAAUUUCAGCAGUAUCAAUCUGAUUGGAUUUGGAAUGUUUGGAGAAGUUUACAAGGGUUUGCUUCAGGAUGGUAUGAUUGUGGCUAUUAAAAGACGGUCAUCUAUUCCUAGCCAGCAAUUUAUUCAAGAGGUACAUCACUUAUCGUCCAUCCGUCAUCGCAACCUUGUGAGCCUUUUGGGAUACUGCCAGGAAAAUGACCUCCAGAUGCUUGUUUACGAGUAUAUACCAAAUGGCAGUGUUUCCGCCCAUUUAUAUGGAGCUAGUCAAGUUUCAAGUGGAAAGUUGGAGUUCAAACACAGGCUCUCUAUUGCCCACGGGACAGCUAAAGGUGAUCAUUUGCAAAAACACCGACCAUCAAUGGUUAUACUGAAGUUUCAAAUUGGAGUUUCUCCUUUUGCGGCUCGUUUUGCUUCUUUGUUACAGCAAAAAGCUCCAAACAUUUUGUUAAAAAGUCUGAGCCACCUGCAUUCAUUGAAUCCUCCUAUGGUUCAUAUGAACUUCAAAACAGCAAACGUCCUUGUUGAUGAGGACUUCAUACCGAAAGUUGCAGAUGCCGGAUUAAGAAGCUUGCUUGAUCGAGUCGAUGGGGCCGGCCCAUCUUCCAGAACGGCAACAGACGAUCCCUUCCUGGAUCCUGAGGCGAAGGAUUCUGGAAUCUUUUCAAAAGAAAGUGAUGUAUAUAGUUUCGGGGUAUUUCUUCUGGAGUUAGUAAGUGGACGGGAAGUUAGGUUAGAUCGGAGCAUCAUCGAGUGGGCACAAAACUAUCAAGAGUCGAGCACUUUCUCAGCCUUCGUGGAUCAAAGGAUGGGAAGUAGCUUCACGUCCGAAGGCAUGCGAGAGUUCUUGCGGCUAAUCACCUGGUGCGUGAACCCAUUAAGUGAAAGACGCCCACCCAUGAACUACGUUGAAAUGGAGAUCGAUCGGAUUCGUGAAAAGGAGAUGAGCUUGACGACCAUAAUGGGCGAAGGCACCACGACUGUGACUCUCGGAAGCCAACUUUUUACCACAUCGAAGUGAAUUGAGAGGCAAAAUUUUCAUUUUGUUUUUUCGUUUUCUUGGGGGGGUUCUGAACUGUAUAUGCGAUUUUUUUUUUUCCUUUUUUAUGGUGGCGUUUUUGGUUAAAUAUCAGCUGCAGCUUAAGUGUAUAAAAGAGAUCAGCUGUACUAUUCUUUUCUUUCUUUUUCCUUAUCUGUUAGCAUAAAUGAUUGUAGAGUCAUGUUGUAAAGAGAAUAUUUUUGUUGUACUUUAUCUCAUUUAUAUGACUGGGGCUUGGUGUGAAUUAACUUUUGAAUAAUAA
This is a messenger RNA of Ananas comosus (pineapple), 1791 nucleotides long. RefSeq names its product probable serine/threonine-protein kinase PBL21. Gene Ontology annotation, molecular function: ATP binding; protein kinase activity. Gene Ontology annotation, biological process: protein phosphorylation. Bases 240 to 1511 code for a protein of 423 amino acids. The transcript has 9 exons. The record is from RefSeq and is a predicted model, not a curated record. Lineage: Eukaryota; Viridiplantae; Streptophyta; Magnoliopsida; Poales; Bromeliaceae.